GGGAAGGUAACUAACGGGGCCGAGGGCUGAUGGGAAGGCAAGCCUUGGUGUCAGAGACGGGAAGGGAGUGUCUUCGCCGAGCAGGAAGAAACACACCGAGGAGGAGGAGGAGGAGGAGAGGGGCCAGCGAUUGGUCUUGCAGCUUCGGGUACAGACCAGAGAAUCCUCCUGGCAUCAAGAUGUUCUUUACCUGUGGCCCCAAUGAGGCCAUGGUUGUCUCAGGUUUCUGCCGCAGUCCCCCGGUCAUGAUCGCUGGAGGCCGGGUAUUUGUGGUGCCAUGUAUCCAAAAGAUCCAGAGGAUUUCACUGAAUACUCUGACCCUGAAUGUGAAGAGCGAGAAAGUGUACACGCGGCAUGGAGUCCCCAUCUCAGUCACUGGCAUUGCCCAGGUAAAGAUCCAAGGUCAGAACAAGGAGAUGCUAGCCGCUGCUUGCCAGAUGUUCUUGGGAAAAUCAGAGCCUGAAAUUGCCCACAUCUCCCUAGAAACACUUGAAGGACAUCAGAGAGCCAUCAUGGCCCACAUGACCGUGGAGGAAAUAUACAAGGACCGGCAGAAGUUUUCUGAGCAAGUUUUCAAAGUUGCUUCCUCUGAUCUGGUCAAUAUGGGGAUCAGUGUGGUCAGUUACACUCUCAAGGACAUCCAUGAUGACCAGGACUAUCUGCACUCUCUGGGGAAAGCCCGGACAGCUCAGGUCCAGAAGGACGCCAGGAUUGGGGAAGCUGAAGCCAAGAGGGAUGCUGGCAUUAAGGAAGCCAAUGCCAAGCAGGAGAAAUUGUCCGCUCAGUUCAUGAAUGAUAUUGAAAUGGCCAAAGCCCAGCGGGACUUCGAGCUGAAGAAGGCUAUGUAUGACAUUGAGGUGAACACGCGGAAAGCAGAGUCGGACCUGGCCUAUCAGCUGCAGGUAGCCAAGACAAAGCAGAUGAUUGAGGAGCAGAAGAUGCAGGUGCUGGUGGUGGAACGAACCCAACAAAUACAGAUACAGGAGCAGGAGAUGAUUCGGAAGGAGCGCGAGCUGGAAGCCAAAGUCAAGAAACCUGCAGAAGCUGAACGCUACCGGCUGGAGAGACUGGCUGAGGCAGAAAGGUCACAGCUUAUCAUGCAGGCGGAGGCAGAAGCUGAGGCAGUCAGGGUGAAGGGUGAGGCUGAGGCCUUCGCUAUUGAAGCCAAGGCCCGAGCUGAUGCUGAGCAGAUGGCCAAGAAAGCAGAUGCCUUCAAGCAGUACCAAGAGGUGGCCAUGGUUGACAUGCUUCUGGAGAGGCUUCCAGAGAUGGCUGAAGAAAUCACCAAACCUAUGGCCUCGGUGAACAAGAUCACGAUGGUGUCGAGUGGGGCUGGAGACGUGGGUGCAGCCAAGAUGACUGGGGAGGUCCUGGAAAUCAUGAACAGGUUGCCGGACACCGUGGAGAAACUGACUGGCAUUAGCAUCUCUCAGCAGAUGAACCAAAAGAAGCCAGGAAGAAUGAACUAAAGGCAGAAGAUUUGGGGGGUGCGGUUGGAGGGAGAGAGAUCUUCCUAAGCAUGAACUCCCACUAUCCUUAGCUGUGUAUAUCCAUAUAUAGCCUUCUUCCCCACCCAGAACCCUCAUAUAAUUGCCAAACCUUUCUGGACUGAACUGUUGCAUGUUGGCCAACGAUAUUCAAAACUAUUGAGGCCUGUUACUCUGUUGUGCAGCUGUUGUGUCCCAGUUACAACCCAAAGUGGACCUUAGAAAAUGCUGGUAUCCACCGUCACUUCUAAGGUAUGGUUUUGUUGUUCCCGUCUGCGACUCAUAACCACUGUAUAUUCUGUUGUAUCCAGUUCUCUCUAAACCACCAUGUCCUUCUCUCCUGGGUUUUUCUUCAACGAAGUAAGAUUAGAUCUGCUUUCGGAAUUGCUGGGAAGAAAACGAGAAAGUUGUUCAGUGAAUGACGGUGAAAUCUGAGCACUUUCCUUUCGGAAGCUAGUUGCUGCUUGAUGCUUUGCAAUGAGCAGCUUGUAAAUGUUUGAGAUUAUGAUAGACUGAUUUAGUGUUUUCCUUAAGGAGAGUUACUUUUUAUCUGUGAAGAUACUUUGGAAAAAUAUGCUUGCAGAUCACUCUUCAGAAAAUCUAGUAUAGUCCUUCUUUGCACCAGCUAACACAAUCUAUUUUCUAUGUACAUAGUCCUCUACCAGGUCCUACAAUUUUCCCUUUUGUGCCAUAGUUGCCACAUUUUGCUAUCAUUUGUACACAUAGCAAAGCUUUAUUACUUUUCCCUACUGUCUCCAUACACAACACAUAUACACAUGUGCACUCGAUCUUAGCCAGAAGGAGUGGCUUUCCUUACUUUCAUUUUAUAAUGUAUGUUUUACAUUGGACGCCUGAGUUUACUGCAGUGUUUCUAUUUACCGAAGGCACCCUCCAGAAAGCUGGGUGAAGGGGGCUCUCAUAGUGGUGCACUGCAGAGGUUACAUGUCUACCCAAAAAUACAUAUCUGGCUGUGCCUUAUUAUCCAUUUUGCCAUCUAGAACAAUUAUGGAUUGUGGCUCAAAGAGGUGAAGAGAUAAUAUGUACAGACUUCUAGGAAUUAACAUAAACAAUGGAAUCACACAACACAUUCUUAUUUUUUCAAACCUGUGCUGUGGGUGCAUCCACAAAGUACAAAUAGUCAUCUCAAUUCUCCAUAGGGAGAAAAGCAGGUAU
This is a messenger RNA of Anolis carolinensis (green anole), 2660 nucleotides long. RefSeq names its product flotillin 1 (gene flot1). Gene Ontology annotation, cellular component: plasma membrane; flotillin complex; cytoplasmic vesicle. The transcript has 13 exons. The coding region runs from base 30 to 1469 and encodes 479 amino acids. Gene Ontology annotation, biological process: protein kinase C signaling; positive regulation of cell junction assembly; positive regulation of endocytosis. Lineage: Eukaryota; Metazoa; Chordata; Lepidosauria; Squamata; Anolidae. The record is from RefSeq and is a predicted model, not a curated record.